AUUUAUCAGUGUUUAUAAAUUGUAGGUAAUGAAUGAUAACUUGAUAAUUCUUCAACAAGUUAAAACAUGUACACUAAAAAAUUCUAAACUCAACAAAAUAGCAAAGUUUAACCAUAAUAGAUUAAGAAUUUAGAACUGAAUAUAUCAGAAAUAAUGUCUCCGAAGGUUAACAAAAUCAAACUCAACAAUGGUAUGGAACUGCCAAUGAUUGGUCUCGGAACUUAUGCAAGACAAUGGGAUGCAGGGGAUGUCCAACAAGCUGUAGAGUGUGGUAUAGACUUAGGCUACAGGCACAUUGACACUGCAUCUUGCUAUAAAAAUGAAGAGGAGGUAGGACUGGGCAUACUUAAUAAAAUCAAGAAUGGAAAUGUAUCUCGUAAUGACCUUUUUAUUACAACUAAGUUGUGGAACAAUUAUCAUGGAGAGAAUGAGGUAGUUCCGGCAUUGAAAGAAUCUUUAGAGAAACUGAAACUAGACUAUGUCGACUUGUAUUUAGUUCAUUGGCCUAUCUCAAUCAAUAAUAACGGAGAAGACAAAGGGAUAGACUACUUAGAAACUUGGUUGGGAAUGCAACAAGCUUUACAGCUUGGUCUCACCAAAGCAAUUGGUGUUUCUAAUUUUAAUGAAGAACAACUGGACCGACUGCUCAAAGUAGCUAAAGUUAAACCUGUUGUCAAUCAAAUUGAGGUCAACCCCACUCUUACUCAACAUAAAUUGGUGGACUUCUGCAAAAGUGUAAAUGUUCAACCGGUGGCUUACACCCCUCUGGGACUCAUGUCUGAUGCUCGGCCUGAGUACGCACAUCUUGAUCGGAUCAAGACUGAUCCAAAAUUGGAAGCAUUGGCUGCCAAGUAUGGCAAAACUCGUGCACAGAUAGCACUGAGAUACUUGGUUCAACGUGGUAUUGUGGUUAUCCCGAAGUCUUUUACGAAAUCUCGUAUGGAGGAGAAUUUGAAUAUUUUCGAGUUUGAAUUGACUGAUGACGAAAUGGCGCUGGUAGAUAGCUUUAAUAUAGACCAUCGGUGUGUGCCGGCCACUUCAUUCGCUCACCAUAAAUAUUACCCCUUUUAGUGUAAUUAACAUAGUUAAUGUUAUGGGGUAUUGGGAUAUUUUAUAUUUACCACCAGUGAGUAUAUUCUAGUAGAGCUUCAAAUUGGAAACUAAUUCUGAUCAAAAUUCCUGUAAACUGUUUAUCUCUCAUGUUACGUAAGAGGAUGGUUGUGAUUUAAAAAUCCCCGAUUUUAGAGCUGUGAUAGACUUCAAUUAAGGAUAAAUGGUAUUAUAUUUGUUCAUGUGGUUAAAAUAAAAUUUGUUUCUAUAGA
Molecule: messenger RNA, 1322 nt
Organism: Pieris rapae (cabbage white)
Lineage: Eukaryota; Metazoa; Arthropoda; Insecta; Lepidoptera; Pieridae
Product: aldo-keto reductase AKR2E4
Exons: 7
Coding region: 154-1071 (305 amino acids)
Cellular component (GO): cytosol
Molecular function (GO): aldose reductase (NADPH) activity
Source: RefSeq, a predicted model, not a curated record